This is a messenger RNA of Tachyglossus aculeatus (Australian echidna), 1724 nucleotides long. RefSeq names its product methyltransferase like 2A (gene METTL2A). Bases 1 to 1449 code for a protein of 482 amino acids. Gene Ontology annotation, molecular function: tRNA (cytidine-N3)-methyltransferase activity. Lineage: Eukaryota; Metazoa; Chordata; Mammalia; Monotremata; Tachyglossidae. The record is from RefSeq and is a predicted model, not a curated record. The transcript is spliced from 11 exons.
AUGGUUAAGGGGAUCCUGUGGCUGGCACAGAUACUGUGGUCCAGUGUGACCCCAUUUACAAAGUUACUGACAAAAACUAACCAGGGCACUGAUAAAUUGGUUAAAACAGAAGCAGUGAACUUCUCUCAAAGGUACUUCCCCGACCAUUCCCGAGCGUCUCAGACGACAGGGAGUUCCACUGCUCCGAAAGGAAAUAAAAAGCUUGUAACAAUUAGCCAGCAGUGCCAUCAGCUAACCACACAACUGCCGCAUGGGAAUCCAUCCCUCUUAACCUUUGGCUCCUUGGACAGAUGCCACCCAGGCGCCAUUUCCGCUUCCGGUGUCAUGGCCGACCGCUGGCAUGGAGACGCCGCCGCCGCCGCCGCCGCCGAGGGAAAGCGACCUCAGUUCGGGACUCGCUUUCUGAACAGCCCGGACAGCGUAUUCCACUACAACGCCUGGGAUAAUGUGGAAUGGUCAAGAGAACAGGAAGCAGCUGCCCAGAAGAAAGUCCAGGAAAACAGCGCCACGCUAGUGCCUGCAGAGAAAAAAGUCGAGUAUGAAGUCAAUGCCCAUGAAUACUGGAAUGGUUUCUACAAAAUUCACGAAAAUCGCUUUUUCAAAGACCGGCAUUGGCUUUUCACUGAAUUUCCCGAACUGGCCCCUCGUCCGACGGCAAAGACCCCUGGGAGCUUGGUGCCCGAGGCCAGCGGCAGCGAAAUGCUCCGAGCCUCUGGAAGCUGUGGGGAUGCCCUCGGUUUCCCAGUGCCGGAUUCCCAAGAACAGGGUCAGAUGUCCUGUGCAGAUGCGGAAAUAGCUGAGAAACUCAGUCACCUGAAAAUGAGCAUUGACGACUUUCCAGGAUCUUCUGCCACAUACCGGAUAUUAGAGGUUGGCUGUGGUGUUGGAAAUACAGUUUUUCCAAUUUUACAAACGAACAAUGACCCUGGGCUUUUUGUUUAUUGCUGCGACUUUUCCACUACAGCUGUGGACCUUGUCCAGGCAAAUUCCGAGUACGAUCCUUCCCGCUGUUUCGCCUUCGUUCACGACCUGUGUGAUGAGCACAAGAGUUACCCCAUGCCCGAAGGGAGUCUGGAUAUCAUCAUCCUGGUCUUCGUCCUCUCUGCCAUUGAUCCCAACAAGAUGCAGAAUGCCAUCGUCAGGCUAAGCUGCCUUCUGAAGCCUGGGGGGCGGAUUCUCCUCCGAGACUACGGCCGAUACGACAUGGCCCAGCUUCGCUUUAAGACAGGACGUUGCCUUUCGGAAAACUUUUACGUGAGAGGGGAUGGAACCAGAGUUUACUUCUUCACCCAAGAUGAGCUGCACGGCCUAUUCUCUUCCGCUGGACUGGAAAAGGUUCAGAACGUGGUGGACAGCCGGCUCCAAGUGAACCGAGGGAGGCAGCUGACCAUGUACCGGAUCUGGAUUCAGUGCAGAUACCGCAAGCCCCUUCCCUCGAGUCCCAGCUGAAGGGCCGGCCCCUCAGGAAGGAGAGCCCAGCCUUGGCCCGGGCGGGUUGGGGGACCGAUGCCUCAAUAGAAGGUGCUGCGGGUUCCUCUCGGCCCUCUUUAUGGGAUCAGAAGCCCUGCGUCGCCAUCAGGAAUUGGGCUGGGGCCAGGUUGAAGUGUUGUUUUAAGGAUCCGAAGACUUAAAUAAUGUAUGGUGGGGUUUUAUGCUGUUGAUGUUUUUUGUUUUGUGGGUUUGGUUUUUUUUAAUCUGAAAUUAAUCUUUUGUCAUUUCUCUUG